AUGUACACCAGGCCGCGCCGCCGUAUCAAUACUCCAGUGACAACAGCAGCAGGAGUAUCGAAACUUACCGCACUUACGAGACAAACACACCGCUCCGCAACGAGACAUGAUUCUUACGAAUUCCUUGUCAUGUGCAAGCCUUUGGAGUCGCACGAAGCUGACCAACAGUGCGUCUCAAGUGAAAUCCGCUGUUACAAGAUGAACGAUUUUGGAAAACGACGCAGUAAGACGCCCUUGCACUCCGCACACAACUAG
This is a messenger RNA of Plenodomus lingam JN3, 255 nucleotides long. The record is from RefSeq and is a predicted model, not a curated record. NCBI's taxonomy places the organism in Eukaryota, Fungi, Ascomycota, Dothideomycetes, Pleosporales, Leptosphaeriaceae.